This is a messenger RNA of Penicillium arizonense, 846 nucleotides long. Its product is annotated as WW domain-containing protein. NCBI's taxonomy places the organism in Eukaryota, Fungi, Ascomycota, Eurotiomycetes, Eurotiales, Aspergillaceae. The record is from RefSeq and is a predicted model, not a curated record. Bases 1 to 846 code for a protein of 281 amino acids. The transcript has a single exon. Gene Ontology annotation, molecular function: protein binding.
AUGUCAGCCCCAUCGCCCCCGUUAGAAGACCCCGCGUCAGCUAUUCCAGAGCGCGCAGGGAGCUCCCCCCCACCCACAUCGCCGCAAGCUUCGACGGAAGACAAACAUGACACCAACCAAAGCAAGCAAGUGAACGAGAAACAAGUUCCAAAAUCCAUGACAGAACAACCAGAAAAAAAUACGCAACAUUCAGAAGUAAGCGAAAUAGCCGAAACAGACGAUGCAGCUGCGCCGCCAUUGCCUGAUGAAGUCCCUCCACCACUGCCAGACGAGGCCCCGCCAGCGAAGCCCGAGGACGAUGGAUGGGAACCCGCCUGGGAUCACAUCGCGCAGAAAUACUAUUUCUACAACCGUUUCACCGGAGUUUCGCAGUGGGAUAACCCCCGUGUGCCCCAAGCCUCUGUCCCAGCGGCACCAGGCACAGAAGAAACGAGCCAGGAGGAAGCGCCCCGAAAGGCACCCGUACUUGGUGGAUACAACCCAGCCAUCCACGGUGACUACGAUCCAACCGCACCAUACGCGCAGCAGUAUGAAGAACAUGAGCCCGAGUCAAGUGCAGCAGGCCAGGAUGCGGCCGCCGCAUACGCCGCAACUGGCGCAUUCAACCGCUUCACCGGUAGAUGGCAAGCGGAAGGAAUCAACCCUGAGAACCACAAUGACGAAAACAAGUCUCGGCGACAGAUGAAUGCUUUCUUUGACGUCGAUGCUGCAGCGAACAGCCACGACGGCCGCAGUUUGCGGGCGGAGCGUAGCGCCAGGAAGUUGACAAAGGCAGAGCUGAAGCAGUUCAAGGAAAAGCGCCGCGAAAAGAAAGAGGAGAAACGGCGUGCCUGGUUGAGGGACUAG